Symbiodinium sp. CCMP2456 is the source of this 1783-nucleotide messenger RNA. The record is from the annotation of a GenBank genome assembly. Lineage: Eukaryota; Dinophyceae; Suessiales; Symbiodiniaceae.
GCACAUCCUGCCAAGCCAUGUGGAUACGCUGCUAUUCGAGCUUCUGAUUGUGGGCAUGCUGCGAGACACGCACAACUGCGAAGUCUACCACCGACGGAAGAUCGACUUCUUCUUCAUUGAGAUCCCGAACACCCCAGGUGAGUCGACAGCCAAGCAGCUGUCUUUCUGCUUGAUCUUGCCUCGAAUAUUCCUGGAGAUGAGCGCAACGGCAUUAGAGUCGGAGAUGCCAGUCAUUACAGAGGUAGAAGGAGCUCCGCACAUCGCAUUCGCAAAGAACGAGCUCCUGGCAUUGGUGGGCAAAACCCUGGCUGCCAUGAAGAAGGAGGCUUUCAACCCCAAAUCCAGGAACUUCGAUGUGCAGUGGACCGGUGCGAAGGCAGCAGAGGUCGACCUUGUGAGCACCUACGGGCUCUUGGAGGAGAUCUGCAGCUCCGAGACAUCCCCGCCGUCCUUCCUGGUUUUCAUGAAUCUCGUGAAAUUCCUUGGCCACCUCAUCAAGAGCGCGGAGGAGUGGAACAUGAUGAACUUGGCCUUGCUUCAGAACUUCGAUCCAGGGCUCAAGCACUUCAAGCACUGCUUCUUCCGGCUGCUCAUUGAGACCUCUCGUGAUUUCGCGCUGCGACAGGUGCCGAAGGCCAUGGACUUCAAGGCUCCCUCCAUCUUGGCCAACACGCCUCCCACCCUCUUCCGGGGCACCAGCCGAGGCUCUGCCGACCCAAAUCUUCCGCCGGAGCUUCUGCGUGGUCUCAGUGGGAUGAGCAACGGGCCGCCAACGCUUCAUCGCAAGAUCAGUGGGAAGAAUGCACCUCCCAGCCUCGCGAGGCAGCAAAGCAGAGCGCAGCAGGAGCUGCAGGCCCAACACGAGGCCGAUGCGAAGCUGGAGAAGGAGGGUGUUGGCAGGAUCGAAGCAGCGCAGUACGUGGAGCGCUUCGACCAGAUGCCCUCCUGGGAGAGCUGUGUGCACCCGGUUGCGAACUUCAAGAAGAAUGAGCGUGGUGCCAUUAUCGGGUGCAACAUCAUGAGUCUGCAGAAAGACUUCAUCGGCCACUUCAUCGACAGGAACUUGCAGAACUCUCUGAACUUGAACGACUUGAAGCUUGACAGGGAUUGGUCGAAGGUGACCCACCAGGAUGCGGUCCAGCUGGUUCAUCACAUCGAGGGCGGAGCUCUUCUAAGCAAGAAGGACCACCUUCAGGGACCCAAGGACUACGUGGUUACGGUAGACAAUCUCAUCAAGCUCAUGAGCAUCCAGCAGAGACUGAAAUAUGGCCUGCCAGUGAUUCUCAUGGGCGAGACCGGCUGUGGCAAGACGGCGCUGGUCAAGUUCUUGGCCGAGACGCUGGAUUUCAAGCUGUUCACUCUUGACAUCCACGGCGGCAUUACCGAUGCCAGUAUCAUUGCCUUCCUCGAAGAUGCCAUCAAGAAUGCCGGUGACAAGGGGGUCCUCGUCUUCUUCGACGAGAUCAACGCUGCAAACUGCAUGGCAUUGUUCAAGACCAUCAUCAUUGACCGAAUGUACGGGAACAAGGUGAUUCCCGAGAAGGUCCGAAUCAUCUCUUGCUGCAACCCGUACCGGAAGCGACGGAACAAGGAGUUGGAGGAUGUUGCUCUCGUCUACACCGGCGCCGGUGCAGGCGAUGCUGCCAGCGGCAUCUCAGAUCCCAUGAAGGAGCUCGUGUACCGAGUGCACCCGCUGCCCGAGAGUCUGAUCGAUGUCGUGAGCGACUUUGGAGCUUUGUCAGAGGCUUCGGAGGAGCUCUACAUCAAAGCCAUCCUACGCAAG